Molecule: messenger RNA, 879 nt
Organism: Camelina sativa (false flax)
Lineage: Eukaryota; Viridiplantae; Streptophyta; Magnoliopsida; Brassicales; Brassicaceae
Product: protein cornichon homolog 3
Biological process (GO): vesicle-mediated transport
Source: RefSeq, a predicted model, not a curated record
UCUUCAACACUAGUUAGUUCCGAUCAAGAAUCUCGAACACAGAGAUUGAUGAUAUAUAUGUAUAUAUACUGAACUGACUUGAUUCUCCGACAAUAAACAUAUCUCUGUUUCCUCAUUGGAUCUUAGAUACCCAGAAGCUUAAAAGCCAAGAAGAACACAACGAAAUCAAUCCGAGGUAAAUUAGUUGUCGGGAGCCAGGAGGAGCCGAGGAGGAGGAAGCAUGGGAGAGGUCUUGACAUGGAUUAUUUCAUUCGUCAUCCUUAUCACUCUUGUCGGACUCAUCGUCUAUCAGCUUAUUAGCUUAGCUGAUCUCGAGUUUGAUUACAUCAACCCUUACGACUCUGCAUCAAGAAUAAACUUUGUGGUGUUACCAGAAUCCAUCCUUCAAGGAUUUUUAUGCGUAUUCUACCUUUUUACGGGUCAUUGGUUCAUGGCACUCCUCUGUGUUCCUUAUCUCUACUACAACUUCCAUCUUUACUCGAGAAAACAGCAUUUGAUAGACGUCACAGAGAUCUUCAACUUGCUCGAUUGGGAAAAGAAGAAACGACUCUUCAAGCUCGCUUACAUAGUCCUCACUCUGUUUCUCACCAUCUUCUGGUUAAUCUAUUCAACACUUGAUGAUGACGAGGACUGAACCGUGCUUGAAGAUACAUCGCUCGGUUUGUUCAAACCCCCUCUCUUGCUACUUGACACUGAGCUUUAAGAGACAGCAGUGUGACGAUGAUAAGGAAGGUUUUGUAUGUUAGUAACUGGUUUUAAGGGGGGGGGGGACUAGAGGUUUUCUCUAAACCAGAUUUAUAGUCCAUUAGAUUGUUGGAUCUUUGUGGUGAAACCAUAUCGGAACCUUCUAACUUAUUCAGAGGUUUACCUUUUAUUUUA